Messenger RNA from Heterocephalus glaber (naked mole-rat), 1799 nucleotides. It is a transcript of the gene Gstz1, whose product is annotated as glutathione S-transferase zeta 1. Gene Ontology annotation, molecular function: maleylacetoacetate isomerase activity; glutathione transferase activity. Gene Ontology annotation, biological process: glutathione metabolic process; L-phenylalanine catabolic process. The record is from RefSeq and is a predicted model, not a curated record. Lineage: Eukaryota; Metazoa; Chordata; Mammalia; Rodentia; Bathyergidae. Gene Ontology annotation, cellular component: cytoplasm; mitochondrion.
GCCAUCCCGAAACCGUAAGACAGUCCAUAGCGGACCACCCCUUGCUGCCCGGAGAUCAGACUGCGGUCUGAUUCCUGGGAGUUUCACUGGGCCUUGAUCGCCGGCGAGUGCCGCUGGGACGAACUUCCCUGGCUGAACAAGGGAUCGCCAGAAGUGCGAGAUGCAAGGCGGGAAGGUGCUGUUCGACAAGUGACGGCUGGCUCCGUCACGGGUGGCGCCUGAACAGGGACCUGAAUACGGGGGACCAUAGUGAAGGACACCGCGGAUCGUGAGCUCGGAUAAGUAAAUUAAGGGCGGUGAAUACACUCGGGAGUAACAAGAUGGGUAUUGGUAAUAGCAGAAUGCUUUUUGAACAUAUGCUUAAAAAUAUGCUUCACGCUCAUGGAGCAAAGUUUUCACUUCUGUCCUACCUACCUCUGCUCCACUAGGAGCAAGAGAAAACUCCCACAAGUUGGCAAGGGAUGGCCUUUCUGACCAGAGUCAAAGUUCCCCUGGUGCCUGUUGAGCGCUGCUUCCCCAUUGGCUCAUGGGAUCCACGCCUUCAGGGUUCUUCCCUUCCUUGCAACUCUGUGAGAAGGCACUUCUCUUGGGAGACCAAGGAUCACCACAGCACCAUGACUGAGUCUAGCAAGCCCGUUCUCUAUUCCUAUUUCCGAAGCUCCUGUUCUUGGAGAGUUCGAAUCGCUUUGGCCUUGAAAGGCAUUGACUAUGAGACAGUGCCCAUCAACCUCAUAAAAGACGGGGGACAACAGUUCUCUGCAGAAUUCCAGACACUGAAUCCCAUGAAGCAGGUGCCAGCCUUGAAGAUUGAUGGAAUCACCAUUGGCCAGUCGCUGGCCAUCAUUGAGUACCUGGAGGAGACUCGGCCCACACCACAACUCUUGCCUCAAGACCCAAAGAAGAGGGCCAAUGUGCGCAUGAUUUCUGACCUCAUCGCUGGUGGCAUCCAGCCCCUGCAGAACCUGUCUGUCCUGAAGCAAGUGGGAACGGAGAACCAGCUGCCCUGGGCUCAGGAAGUCAUCAGUUUUGGCUUUAACGCUCUGGAGCAGAUCCUGCAGAGCACAGCAGGGAAGUUCUGUGUCGGAGAUGAGGUAUCCAUGGCUGAUCUGUGCUUAGUGCCUCAGGUAGCAAAUGCUGAAAGGUUCAAGGUUGAUCUCAAGCCCUACCCUAUCAUUAGUCGCAUCAACAAGACACUGCUGGCCCUGGAGGCCUUCCAGGUGUCUCACCCCUGCCGGCAGCCAGAUACACCUGCUGAGCUGAGGGCCUAGCUCCUGUGAGACCUGAGUGACUCUAUUUUAAAAUUUUGGCCCCAUUUUAGAGUAAGGUGGCCUAGACAUAGAUUUUAGUUCCAAAAAAGCCCACAAGAUACACUUUGGCCACCUGUCUGUGAUAAUGGUCAACAGUCCCCUAGCAACUAGCCUAACAACAGCUAAUUGGUAGCUGCCUCAAUGUCCCAGAUGUUCUUUUCGAUGGCCUACCACAGCUAAUCAGUAGUUACCCCAAUACCCCAGUAUCCCAGAUGUUCUUUUUGAUGACUUGAACAGCCGUUUGCAGUUAAGCACACAAGGCCCAACCAAUUAGGUUUAAACUUUCAAAACUUGCUAAAUGCUAGCCAAUUGUGUGAUCUGCGUGUGAUUUGAAACCCUGCGCCUUUUUAAAACCCCGCGCCUUGCUGUAACCUCUAUAAAAACCCCUGGUGUUUUAGAGUCAGGGCUCUCAACCCUGACCUGCUAUGUCGGUGUCAGAUAAAAGUCCCUGCUCGAGCCUAAAUAAACGACCCUUGUGUGUUUACAUCAAAA